ACUGAAAAAACUAUGGAUGAAAAUACAAAAAACGCAAAAUUCUAGUCCCAAGUCUGGAGAUGCUGAUUACGUGUACCAGCUGCAACGACUGCAUGAGGGAUACUUUGCGUACAUGCAGUCAAACGUGGCUUCUGAUGUUAUCAUGAAUGGUACAUGUAGUCUUGCUAAGAUGAAAGAAGCCUUUCUACCAACCGUAUCCAGUAUGACGUUUCCUUUGCAUUCUCCUCUAGCGAGACUCUUCUACUCAGAGAUUUUAACUGCGAUGGACAGGGGACUGAGUCCUAAAUGGUAUGGGACAUGGGUUCCAAGCCAGGAGUCCUGCUACGAGGAGUCUUUGAAUGUUGGCGUGUCUGCACUAUAUAUACAGGACUACUAUAGCGCCUUUGCAUCUUGUGCCGUCGGCCUCGGUCUUGCUCUCAUUGUGUUACUGGGAGAGACUCUUAUAUCACAUAUUAUGCGAAAAGUUCGAACGACUUAGCUCAGGUUUCAUCAUAUACUAUUGUUGGACACAUCAUAACGUGUCCGUGCUUGUACAUGUGCACAUGGGUAAAUCUAUAUUGAUAACGAGGCUUAUGAGAACAUGCAUUGCUCACUAGCGCACUAAGACUAUUUAUGGUGUCCUUAGGGCGACAGAGAAGCAAAGUAUUUUGAGAAGAGAUUUGAAAAUAUCUUUGAGUUAAGAUUAAGAGAACAUAUGCAUUAAGUGCUAAUCAGUGACACUGAAAAAGUGCGUGGCGAAAAUAUACUGAACAACAAAAAUUCCUGUGUCAUUGAAUAAGAUUUAACGCAAAGUUAUGUUUUUAACCAAAUCUGAAACAAUUUCGGGUUCCUCGACGUCG
This is a messenger RNA of Haliotis rufescens (red abalone), 839 nucleotides long. RefSeq lists its product as uncharacterized. The record is from RefSeq and is a predicted model, not a curated record. The transcript has 2 exons. Bases 17 to 478 code for a protein of 153 amino acids. NCBI's taxonomy places the organism in Eukaryota, Metazoa, Mollusca, Gastropoda, Lepetellida, Haliotidae.